AUGAAGAACGAAGGGGCUGCAGAAACAGCCCCCUGCUCACCUGUUUCACUGCAAAUCCCCCUCCCCUUUCUGUUUCAAUGGUCAAUAGCCUCAUUUUUAUGUUCUCUUCCUUACGGAAAUGCCGACUGCCACCACCCUAGACGACCCAUUGCCUCCCUACAACUCCCAUCUGCACCCACCGAAGGCUACCGCAGCUUUGUUGCUUCUUCCUUCGGUCUAGCCAAACCCCAGAGGUCCUCCCUUUUCCCCUCGUUUUCUUCCUUCUCUGUUGUUCCCAUCGACCGCAUCGUCGCUCACCGUCGAAGGAAACCCACCGCUCGUCGAUCACCGACGUCGGUCGUCGCUGCUACGGUGCCUCCGUCGCUGCUACUGCUGUUACCGAUUUAG
Molecule: messenger RNA, 387 nt
Organism: Lactuca virosa
Lineage: Eukaryota; Viridiplantae; Streptophyta; Magnoliopsida; Asterales; Asteraceae
Source: the annotation of a GenBank genome assembly